Molecule: messenger RNA, 2708 nt
Organism: Dipodomys spectabilis (banner-tailed kangaroo rat)
Lineage: Eukaryota; Metazoa; Chordata; Mammalia; Rodentia; Heteromyidae
Gene: Tmem38b
Product: transmembrane protein 38B
Exons: 6
Coding region: 77-955 (292 amino acids)
Biological process (GO): potassium ion transmembrane transport
Cellular component (GO): membrane
Molecular function (GO): identical protein binding; potassium channel activity
Source: RefSeq, a predicted model, not a curated record
UGCGGAGCGCGGCCCGGCCGCGCCGGAGGGGAACCCGUCACCUGGGCUGCUCGGGCCGCCGAGGUCUGGCGUCGUCAUGGACUCUCCGUGGGAUGAGCUGACCCUGGCUUUCUCCCACACUUCCAUGUUCCCCUUUUUUGACAUCGCCCACUACCUAGUGUCGGUGAUGGCGCUGAGGCGUCAGCCAGGAGCAGUAGCAGUGGCAUGGAAGAAUCCUGUGUCAAGUUGGUUUACUGCCAUGCUCCACUGCUUUGGUGGAGGAAUUUUAUCCUGCAUACUGCUUGCAGAACCUCCACUAAGGUUUCUUGCAAACCACACUAAUGUUUUACUGGCAUCUUCAAUCUGGUAUAUUACUUUUUUUUGCCCAUGUGACCUAGUUUCCCAUGGUUAUUCAUACCUACCUGUUCAGCUCCUGGCUACGGGAAUGAAGGAAGUGACCAGAACUUGGAAAAUAGUAGGUGGAGUCACACAUGCUAACAGCUAUUACAGAGAUGGUUGGAUAAUCAUGAUAGUUAUUGGAUGGGCCCGAGGUGCAGGGGGUGCCCUUAUCACAAACUUGGAGCAGUUGUUAAAAGGAGAUUGGAAGCCAGAAGGUGAUGAGUGGCUAAAAAUGUCAUACCCAUCCAAGGUAACCCUGCUGGGGUCAGUUAUGUUCACAUUCCAGCACACCAAGCAUCUGGCAGUAUCAAAGCAUAAUCUUAUGUUCUUUUAUACCAUCUUUCUUGUGACCACUAAGAUAACCAUGAUGGUUACAGAGACUUCUACCAUGACACUUGCUCCUUUAGAAGAUAUAUUGAGUCGGAUGCUGUUUGGCUGGCAGCAGCAGUUUUCAUUGUGUAGAAAGAAAAGUGAAACAAAAGCAUCUUUCAAUGGCACUGGCUCAUCUACCUCAAAGCCUAUACCAGAGGAUGUGGUGGAAAAUAUUAAAAAGAAAAACACUAAGAAGACUGAAUAAAUUUACCUGAUGAGCUGCUCUAAAAGGCAAAAAAAAAAAAAAUCUCAUCUACCUAUCAGAUUUUGAUAUUCUAUGUAAAUGAUGUGAAAUAAAGAUUUUACAAGGUGUGGAGGUGACAAAGGGAAGGAAUUCUUUGUUUCAGGGAGACUACCACUUUCACGAUUGUAACUCCUGAGUGUUAGAAUGAGUGUAUCAUGUAAAUUUAUUUUUUUUGAUAUGUAAGAUAUUCUCUUGUUUCUUUGAAUAGUUUUAUAUUUAUAAAAGAAAGGUAACUUUUUAAAUGUAAGAAAAAAAUAAACCUAUUGUAAAAAUUACAGACUUUUCAACCUUUUCAAAACUUAGAUAUUUUUACAUUUUUAAAAUUUGAUUUGAAUUGAGCUUUAGUUCAUCAGAAUUAAAUACUUCACGUCACCAUUAUGGUUCCUUGUAAUUAGAAUAAAUUCCUAUCUAGUUUUGAACAUUAAAAACAGCCAACUGUCCCUACAGUGCUUUUAAUAUAAAUGAAAAUAAUUUUCAAUCUUAUAUUUGAUAAGUAUUAUAAUUUUGCCCACAGUAAAUGGAAAUAUACUUGAAAUUUAAUUUUAUAUCUCUAAUGUUUUUAGGUGAGAUCACAAUAUUAGUACAAGUCCCAAUCUAUAGUCUAUUUCAUGCCUUUGUUUAAAAACAUUUUUUUCUGAAAAGAAAAUCCAGGGUGCAGUUUGUGUGUGUGUGUGUGUAUGUGUGUGUGUGUGUGUGUGUGUGUGCUGUGUGUGUGUGUGUGUGUGUGUGUGUGUGUGUGUGUGUGUGUGGCCCAGGGACCUCAAACUUGCCAGCAUCCUGAGAGCUAGAAUGACAGGCGUGGGCACCGCACCAGGUUACAGUUGUAAUUUUUAAAAAAUAUGAAUCCUAUAUUUAAAACUUUCAUUUUGAGCUUAGUUUUAUUACUUUUUCUAAAACACAUUUGUUUCAGCUGUAGGAAACAUUCUUCUCUGCAUUGCACAUGCUCUUUCCAGCUUCAGUUGGUGGCAGCUAGCUUAAUGAUUGAACAAAAAUUAUAUCCACUAGAAUUUUUUCUUUUUAUGUCUCCUUUCUAGUGGCUGCCUUUUCAGUUUUAAUGUCUCUUGGUAGUUUGUAUAUGGUUAUGUUUUAUCUUAAUCUACAUAUACAGUAUGAAUUUUAUUUUAAAUGAAAACUAAUUAUUUCAUGUGUAAAUGCUCAGCUCUAAUGAGAAUUGUUCUUGUGCAUUUGUUGGUACCAGCUAACAGAAACAGAAACAGAACCUUAUAUAGUCGUCUAUUUGAAUGAAGACAUUAUAUCUGAUCUCUUAUUGCCAAACUAACAAUAAAACAAGAAAAGAUACUAAAUGCUGGCAGGCUUUCUUGUUUUAUUGUAUGGGGUUUAGAAGUCUGAUUGAAACUCUGUGAUAUGAUUUCUUACACCAAGACCAUGAACUUUCUACCUGUAUCAGGUAUUGUAGGAUGGCAUAGAAGUACUCAAAUUGCAUUCAUAUCAAGAGUUGUUGGCUUUUUUAUUUCAAACACAUAAACACCAGCAGAUACUAUCAUUUUUGGGGGGAGCACUUUUGAUAACUUGGAAUAAAAUAUUGUGACAAAGCAUUGUUUAAUUCUGUAUUAUAUUUGAUAUUCUAGUUAAAAUCUAUUUAAAACUUACAUGUUAUUGUCUGUUUUGGAAUUUGAAUUUAUUGUUGGAAUGGUAGAAAUCUUGUUUUAUUGUGUUAAUGGAAAAUUCAUUAAAAUAAGUUAUGUAUCACCAA